Miscanthus lutarioriparius is the source of this 369-nucleotide messenger RNA. NCBI's taxonomy places the organism in Eukaryota, Viridiplantae, Streptophyta, Magnoliopsida, Poales, Poaceae. The record is from the annotation of a GenBank genome assembly.
AUGGUGACCCACGAGGAGCAACAACACCGUACUUUUGAAAACAUACAACCCACGACCACAUGCACACACACAGCAGCACCACCGAAAAAUGGCGUGGUCACGCUACCAGCAUUGGAUGAAGAUGGAAUUGUCGCACCUGGUCAAAUUAUUCACAAUCAUGAUAUCUAUGUGAACAAGCAAACUCCCAUGAACACUUCAAAAGGUAUUGGUAGGCCAUUGACAGACAGGUGCUACAAGGACUCCCCUGCCAUUUACAAAGGUGUUGAUGGUGAGACUACUGUCGUAGAUCGUGUAAUGCUGUGCCCAGAUACAAAUGAUAAGUUGUCCAUUAAGUGUAUUAUUCGUCACACUAGAAGGCCAGAGAUAUGA